Bursaphelenchus okinawaensis is the source of this 1960-nucleotide messenger RNA. The record is from the annotation of a GenBank genome assembly. Lineage: Eukaryota; Metazoa; Nematoda; Chromadorea; Rhabditida; Aphelenchoididae.
AUGUUCAUCCGCACCUUGAUUCUGGCUGGACUGUGCCAUGGAGUUGUGGGGCAGGGCAUGUGGGUAAGGUUGUGAUUUUUAGAUUUUUAAGCCAUUGUGGUUACUUUUCCUCGUACUAGUACUAUACCUCUAGUACUAGUACUAAGCCUUUCACUUUCAUAGCACUAAAAACUCAACUCAUACUGUAACUUUCAGGAGUACGACUACCCUAUGUUUCCCCAAUUCCGAUUCCGUCCAGCUGAAACGGGUCCAUUGUUUGCGAAUAUGCAACCAGAAGCUCCAGGAGCUUUCCAACCACCUCCAAUGAAUCUUCUUGGCCCUGCGGCUAAGCCAGGACAAACCCCGAUUCAUCGGCUGUCAGCUGCAAGCUACAGAAGUGGAGACAUCUCACGACGAUGUAAGUUUAUUAGGCUAGGAGUAGGGUUAGGGCUAGGACUUACGAUAGGGAAUAGGCUAGGGCUCAGGAUAGGCUUAGGCUAGGGCUUAGACUAGGUCUUAAGCUAGGCUUCCGAUUAGGACUUAGGUUUAAUCUAGGUCUUAAGAUAGAGCUUAGGCUUGGUAUUAGGUUAGGACUUAGACUAUGGCUUAGGCUAUGACUUAAGCUAGGUCUUACGUUUGGGUUGAGGCUAGAGUUCAGUCUAGGAGAAGGCAAAGAUUUAAGACAUAAUGCCAAAACUAAUUUUUGGAUGGCUAGGCCAAGCCCAAAAAAUUUAUAAAUUCAUGGCAAACUUUGCUUUAGCAGCCCAAAAGUCUUCGGAAAAUGGAGAUUUGGACACUUUACUAGCCAGAUUAGUAACCAAGCUUCCAAAAAUAGCGGAAAGAAUUUUGGGUAACAAUAACAAUGAAGAAGAAGGCAACGACCGCUUCCAACCAUGGAAGAUGCCCGAUCAAAUGACUCGGCCAAAGAAAGAACAGUCCGAACCGGCCAAGGUUAUCAACUCUAUGCCCAGUAAGUGAAAUUUAAAUUUUUCUUUAAAAAGAGGAGGCACAGAAUUAAGUGAACGGUCUAAUAAUAUCAAAUAAAAUUUUUAAAAAGUAAAAUUAAUUUCAGACCCUCAAGGCUUUUUCUCAUUUGACAAAUUACUGAGUGCCUUUACUGGGAGCGGCUUGGGUUCCAAAGAUAAUAUUGGAGAGAACAAGGACUCUUCGGUGGAGAAAGUUGAAAAGGAAAAUGAGUUCAACAUGGAUAACAUCAAAGGAAUUCCUAUUCAAAAAGUGAGUUAUUAUACGUUACCUACCCUUACCCUACUCUACCUUACUUUACCCCACAGUACCCUAUGCUACCUUACCCUACCUUAGCUUACCCUACCCGACCUUAUCCUCCCUUAGCUUACCCUGCUCUGCCCUACUUUAUCUUACCUUGCUUUACCUUAUAUUACCAUACUUUACCUUAUCUUAUCCUACCAUAUUUUACUUGACCUCAGCUACUACAUGUUAGUCACCAUGCUAUGUAUAUUACCAUAAAAAUGCAUUUUAGGACAUGGACCCACUUCCAAUGACAGUAUCAGUAGACGAAGUGAUCGUCCCUUCUCAAUCAAUUGAGAAUUCCCUAGACGAAAGUGGUUCAUCUGAAUUCAUCGACUUAUCCCACCACUUUGACACUACAGAAUCACCACGAAUUGAAGUUACACAGACUUUAGAAUCUGUUAAAACCUUUGACAGAAGUUUUGGAAUUCAAAAGUUCACUGAAAAUUCAGAAUCUCAAAGCCUUUCCGGCCCUUCAGAAUCUCAAAAAGCAAAUUCAGAAGCCCCGAACCCAGCUGAUAACCUUCUGGGAAGUCUUUUGAGUGGAAAUCUGGAGAAAAUCAACUGGGUUGACUCCAUUUUUGGCCAUAAAAAUGAAAAAACCGAAGGAAAUGCGUUGAGCGGACUGUUUGGAGGAGCGGGCGAGUUCGGCAGUCUAGGCCAGUUUUUGGGCUCGGCUAUGGAUGCGCCUGGCAAUGAGUCGGUCAGAAAUUGA